AUCAAUAAUAAUUAGUUAAUGUAUGUUUACUUUCCACUAUAAAUACAAUAAAAAUAGCACUUCGAAAAAGGGAAUUAGAUUAAUUAAAAUGACAAUUUGUAAGUUAAAUUGUUAUCAAAUAGUCGAAAAGAUAAUGUCUUUACUAAUUGUUAUCAAAAAUCAUGCCAAGAUAGGUUAAUUUAAUGGUAGAUGUAUUUUUUAGAUUUUUGUUUUGUUACUGCUUUAUUUAUCGUUUACUUUAACCAACUUACUUAUUGUAUCAAUUUACCAAUUAUAAUUAGCAUCUAAUCUGUAUUUUCUUAAGAUAAGUCACCAACAUUUAAUUAGUUGAUAUUUUUAUGUUAACUUGGAAGAAAGAGGUGAAACGAAAUCAUUAAAAGUUGAGCUGGUGAUGGCGUUGAAAAUGACUUAAGCGCAAACACCAAUCCCUCUUGAUAUGCUUGUAAGAUUUGUGCGAUCAGGCUUUUCAAAAAGAGCGAAAUUACUUUUUGAAUGAACAUGAAUUACUUAUUUGAAUGUUUUAGUCUUCCUAUCGAUGUCGUAUUUUACUGAAUGUUUGUCUCUCACUUGUCGAAGCAAAUAUGCACUCCCAAUAAUACUGAUAAUUAUUACUGGUAGUACAUCAUCAUUCAGGUGUAACGCGUUGGUUUCAAGCUCAAAACUUGAUCAGCUUCAGAUAUGAAAAGAUUUCUGUUAAGUUAAGAAGUUUGAUUUAGUUGAAUGAUCUUUAUCAUUUUAACUGCAUUAAUAAAAGACGUUCGAUUAAACUUUUUUUCGUUGUUUGUAUUACUAUGGUUGUCAAUGGCUCCGAAAUGAGCAAGUUAAAUCUUGAUUAUGUUGUCAAUGGAUUUUGGAAUGAAUAUGGCGAUCCUCGCACGUUUUCCAUGCCAAUCAUCAAUGGCGGACCAUGGAAAGUGUUUACCAUUGUAAUAUGUUAUCUUCUGUUUGUUAAAGUUUUUGGUCCAAUUUUCAUGAAAAAUCGACCACCUUUUGAUUUAAGAGAGGUUAUGUUACUUCACAACAGUUUUCUCAUUGGAGUAAAUGGAGUUGGAACCUUUGUGGGACUUUGGGUCACCGAUUGGGGAAGCAAAACGUUUGAUUGUAGUCCACCAGAGAAACAAGAUAAAUUUGACAUCAAAAUUUCGAUCCUCAUCUGGCUCGGUUGGAUUUACUUCAUGACUAAAAUUGUUGAUUUCAUGGAUACCAUAUUCUUUGUUUUACGUAGAAAAGAUCACCAAGCUUCUUUCCUUCAUAUUUUUCACCAUGGAUCUAUGCCUUUAGUGGCCUAUUUUGGCUUAAAAUUUCAUCCUGGACCAUAUAGUGCUUUCCUUCCUAUCUUUAAUUGUUUUAUCCAUUUUAUUAUGUACAUAUAUUAUGCUAUGGCUUGUGCAGGUCCAAGUAUGAAAAAGUUUCUUUGGUGGAAAAAACAGCUUACUCAAAUCCAAAUUGUACAAUUCAUGGCAACCAUUGUUCAUGCAUCUUAUGCCUUCUUCACGGAUGGAUGUCAUUAUCCAAGAUUACUCGCUUUUCUAGAAGGAAUGCAUGCGACAAUUUUUCUUGUCAUGUUCUUGAAAUUCUAUUAUAGAACAUACACCAGAGCUCCAAAGAAAGUCAUGUGAAUCUUUCCUUUGUUGUAAACAUUAAACAUGAAGCCACUUUUUAACCCUAUCUAUGUUACUUUUCUCUACUUAAUAUUAUUGAACAUAAAUGGCUCUAAUCUUAAUAGUCUAAAUCCUUCUAAAAUAAGCUCAUACAGAUAUGGAAAUUGAAAAAAAUGCUUUU
This is a messenger RNA of Tetranychus urticae (two-spotted spider mite), 1782 nucleotides long. NCBI's taxonomy places the organism in Eukaryota, Metazoa, Arthropoda, Arachnida, Trombidiformes, Tetranychidae. The record is from RefSeq and is a predicted model, not a curated record.